This is a messenger RNA of Anneissia japonica, 823 nucleotides long. RefSeq names its product multiple epidermal growth factor-like domains protein 6. Gene Ontology annotation, molecular function: scavenger receptor activity; protein binding. The record is from RefSeq and is a predicted model, not a curated record. Bases 71 to 823 code for a protein of 250 amino acids. The transcript has 5 exons. Lineage: Eukaryota; Metazoa; Echinodermata; Crinoidea; Comatulida; Comatulidae.
UGGAUCAAAUUACUUUGGGCGAUUUUGCAGUGUCCUUUGCAGUUGGGAAACUGAAGAAAGCUGUACGAAAAUGGUAUUCUGCCCCCCAGACCCAGUUGGAUGCAACUGCAUUGCUGGUUACGGAGGACUUGACUGUUCACAAACAUGUCGCACUGGAUGGUAUGGUGCCAGUUGUCAACAAAUGUGUCACUGCAAUGUUACAUAUUGUGAUCGAAAAUAUGGAUGCAUUAAUGAUUUGUGUUGGGACGGUUACACGGGACCACAAUGCCAAGUACUAUCAUCAGACAAAUCCUGUCCGUCUGGUUUCUUUGGUAAACUCUGUAACUACCCAUGUCACUGUUCGAGCGGAGACGAUUGUAACAGAGAUGAUGGCAGCUGUAUAAAUGGGUGCAAUGAAUCAUGGGCUGGCUCAAACUGUAGCAUAGCUUUACCAUACUUAAAUACGCCGCCCAUCGCUACUGCAUAUACAAGUGCUAUAUCGGUUGAUGUUACCUGGACACUAGGUAGACACUACGGUACAGGAACAAUAACAUCCUGGACCCUUUGGUACAAAAAAGCAGGUAGCAGUGAAUUCACGUCAAUAUAUUCCAGCACACCUGACAUCAUCAAUAUUACUGAACUGAAUCUUCAUGAAACUGUAACAUAUUACAGUAUUCUUUCACGAUCCAUUGAAGGUGUUAAUACAGCUGGACCGGCAAGUCCACAAGGAAUAAUUCAAACCACUUGUUUAGAUUCAGAGCCACUAUCGCCGUCACCGCCAACAAUUAAAUCUGUGUCUAGAAAUUAUAUAGAAAUUCAGUGGGAGGUAAGCUGUAAAUUGUAA